AAUUCGUCCGAAAAGCCACUUCCCUCAUUUGAUUCAUAAAUAGGCCGUUUCGACUCACUUUCCUCUCACAAUUCUCUUUGUCUUUCCUUUUUCCUCCAUGGAUUCUUUCGCUCUCUUCGCCACGGCUUCUCUUGUCGCCGUUGGCCUUUACUGGUUCGUCUGCAUCCUUGGCUCCGCCGAACAAAAGGGCAAACGCGCUGUUGAACUCUCCGGUGGCUCUAUCGCCAAAGAGAGAGUUCAAGACAAGUACAAACAGUACUGGUCUUUCUUCCGUCGUCCUAAAGAAAUCGAAGCUACCGAAAAUGUCCCUGAUUUUGUUGACACUUUCUAUAAUCUCGUUACUGAUAUUUACGAAUGGGGUUGGGGUCAAUCUUUUCACUUUUCCCCUUCUAUCCCUGGAAAAUCCGAUCGUGAUUGUACGCGUAUUCACGAAGAAAGGGCUGUGGAUCUGUUGGGUGUAAAGCCCGGAGCCCGAAUUCUAGAUGCAGGCUGCGGGGUUGGCGGGCCUAUGCGGGCCAUCGCGGCCCAUUCAGGUGCUCAUGUCGUUGGCAUAACAAUUAAUGAGUAUCAAGUAAACAGGGCCCGAUCGCACAACAAGAAAUCGGGGCUUGACUCAUUAUGUGAGGUGGUGUGUGGGAAUUUCUUACAAAUGCCUUUUGGUGACAACAGUUUCGAUGGUGUUUAUUCGAUCGAAGCAACAUGUCAUGCACCAAACCUCGAAGAAGUAUACAGAGAAAUAUACCGAGUACUAAAACCCGGAUCCAUGUACGUUUCCUACGAAUGGGUUACUACCGAAUUGUACAAUUCGGAUGAUCCCGAACACGUGGAGAUUAUUCAUGGUAUUGAAAGGGGUGAUGCUUUACCCGGAUUGAGAACUUACAGUGACAUAGCUGAAGUUGCUAGAAAAGUGGGAUUUGAAAUUGUGGAUGAGAAAGAUUUAGCUAAGCCACCGUCGAACCCGUGGUGGACGAGGCUGCAGAUGGGGAGAAUUGCAUACUGGAGAAAUCAUAUAGUGGUUACAGUGCUUUCUUGGCUGGGAAUUGCCCCAAAGGGUACAGUAGAUGUGCACAAGAUGUUGGUUGAGACAGCUGAUUAUUUGGCUAAAGGUGGUGAGAAAGGGAUUUUUAGUCCUAUGCAUAUGAUUCUAUGCAGAAAGCCUGAAGAACGUACACUAGCCAGCCAUCUUUAGAUUACGAAUUCCAAUUUAGUACGUCGAAAUUAUUGGAUUGGAUUACCUAUGGUUUUUUUGUUGGGCGUAUUCCAUUUAAAUUAAUGGCAUUUUUUCUUCUGUACCAUUUUCGAUCUUUGUAUAAUUUCUAACUUGGAAUCUAUUCUUAUGAUGUAAUACAAGAUAAUAUUUAUUUAUUGUUA
Molecule: messenger RNA, 1371 nt
Organism: Solanum dulcamara
Lineage: Eukaryota; Viridiplantae; Streptophyta; Magnoliopsida; Solanales; Solanaceae
Product: 24-methylenesterol C-methyltransferase 2-like
Exons: 1
Coding region: 98-1189 (363 amino acids)
Biological process (GO): steroid biosynthetic process
Molecular function (GO): S-adenosylmethionine-dependent methyltransferase activity
Source: RefSeq, a predicted model, not a curated record